AUGAUGGUCAGCCUGCGCAGGGCGGGCAGCUGCCCGGCAAACAUUUCCAGCCAAUGGGCAUCGAGCGCGCAGUUGACGACUUUCAAGGAGGAGAGGUUGGGGAAGGAUGCAGCUAGAUUGCCUCCCCGCCCCUCUGCUGCUGCCCCCUUUCCUCCCUCUGCUCCUGCUUGCACCUCUGCUGCCUCUGCCUCUCCACUCUUCCCUCACUGCCCCACCCCACCCGUCCGCCUCAUUCGCUCCCAUCGCCCCAUGCGCUCUUUCCACUUCGCCGGGCUCUUCCCCCACCCCUUCCCCCGCCGCACUCCCUCCGCCAGGCGCACUGCGCGCUUUCUUCGCCACAACAGACAGAGUCAGAUCUUCAAAACAAUCUCCUCCAAUCCGGGGCACUUCUCCGCCAGCUCAGCAAACCCGCCGCCACUCACGUUCGGACAGCUGCCGAUCGAAAGCUCCUUCAGCCCGCCGCACCGCGCCACGAACCCCAAAAACCGGUCCGUUAAUUACGAGACCCUGCUGUACCUCGGAUUCCACCUGCGUGCCGGCCACCUGUUGGAUCUGCAGGGGCGUGUUGAGAGUGAGGAUUCGCACUAUCGCUACUCUGUUCCGCUUCCCCCGACCUGCGCCCCGCCUCCCAUAAUCCCCGUUCCGCCUCCCCAACCCCCUGCUCCCACUCCCCCGCCUCCCCCCCAGCCCGUGCGCUUGUGGUGGCGGUCGUCCGCAGCGCGCUCCUCCCGCGGCGCCCCCGGCAGCACUGUGGGACCGAAGAGGCGGAUGUGCAGUGUGCGGAUGAGGGGGAAGCGGCGCAGCACGAAGCGGAGCUCCGUUGAGCCGACCUGCGGAAAUGUUGGGGGUAGGGGAGCGGAGGGGGGGACACGGGAAGAGGGCGGGGUGGGAGGGAGGGUGGGAAAAGAGGGGGGAGGUGAGGAGUGCAUGGGUCGAUUGGUAGAAGGUGGGUGCAUCCACCCCACCAUCGUAAACAACAACGGACACCAGCAGCAGCAGCAGCAGCAGCAGCAGCAGCAGCAGCAGCAGCAGCAGCAGCAGCAGCAGCAGCAGCAGCAGCAGCAGCAGCAGCAGCAGCAGUAG
Closterium sp. Naga37s-1 is the source of this 1083-nucleotide messenger RNA. Lineage: Eukaryota; Viridiplantae; Streptophyta; Zygnematophyceae; Desmidiales; Closteriaceae. The record is from the annotation of a GenBank genome assembly.